ACGUGGGAGCUUCCACCUAGUCCAGAGGCCGUGCAGGAGGGUCAGGUGGGUUCAGGCCAGCGUGGCAGGCUGGCGUAGAAUCUGGCGCAUACCCUCCAGGUGGAUGGUGUGGACUGAUUGCUUUAGGUUGAGCGUGACCACGGAGCACAGGUAAAAACUCAACAGUUCUUAAUUACUAGGUACCCACUCUGCUUCAGGCACAUUUCCUUCACUGAAGGGCAAAACAGUCUCAUCCAUGUCUGCCAACUCCUCAGUGGUGGUUUUAUCCAUCUUCUCUGAGCACCUUCAAGGAGUGGAAAGGAGGCAGGCUCAGAGCACAGUGAGCAAGGAAGGAGUCUGCGGUGACAUAGAAGCUCAUGUUCCUGAACACUGAUGAUGACGCCAGGCACCGCCUCAGCCCACUGUUUGUAUUGUGCCUGUGCUCAGUCGCUUCAGACUCUAUGACCCCAGGGACUGUAGCCCGCCAGGCUCCUCUGUCCAUGGGAUCCUCCAGACAUGAAGGGGCCAGAAGAAAAACGCACCAAAACUAAGAACCUAGGGGGGGCAUCAGCCCAAGUGGAGAACUGCAGCCUCCAGAAGACUCCAGUCUUUGAAGACAGUGGGGAGGCUCUCAGCAGCUACUGGCUGAUGAAGUCAGAGCCAGAAAGUCGACUGGAGAAAGGCGUGGAUGUGAAGUUCAGCAUCGAGGAUCUCCAGGCACAGCCCAGGCAGACGACGUGCUGGGAUGGUGUUCGCAACUACCAGGCCCGAAACUUCCUGAGGGCCAUGAGGCUGGAUGAGGAGGCCUUCUUCUACCACAGCAACUGCAGAGAGCCGGGCAUCGCGGGCCUUGUGAAGAUUGUGAAGGAGGCUUACCCAGACCACACACAGUUUGAGAGAAACAAUCCCCACUAUGAUUCAUCCAGCAAGGAAGACAACCCCAAGUGGUCCAUGGUGGACGUACAGUUUGUGCGGACGAUGAAGCGUUUCAUUCCCCUGGCCGAGCUCAGAGCCCAUCACCAAGCACACAAAGCCUCUGGCGGCCCUUUGAAAAACAUGGCUCUCUUCACUCACCAGAGACUGUCUGUCCAGCGCCUGACCCGAGAGGAGUUUGAUUUUAUCCUGAGCCUGGAGGAAAAGGAACCGAGUUAAUGGAGGCGUGGCUGCUGAAAUGGACAAGAUGUUGCCCCAAAGUCAAGCUACCACAAGACGAGAGGCAGUGUGGGGAGCACGCUGGUUGUGAGCAGUGGGGCCUGGUCCUUUCUAAUAAACACCCAUGCUUAA
Molecule: messenger RNA, 1263 nt
Organism: Bubalus bubalis (water buffalo)
Lineage: Eukaryota; Metazoa; Chordata; Mammalia; Artiodactyla; Bovidae
Gene: THYN1
Product: thymocyte nuclear protein 1
Exons: 7
Coding region: 496-1131 (211 amino acids)
Cellular component (GO): nucleus
Source: RefSeq, a predicted model, not a curated record